GUUUUUUGUGGGUGCAAAGGGCAUUUGUGGAUCAGCAAACCUUUCCACAAACACCUCUUUUCCAAACAACCAAACGUCAGAGACCACAACGUACUUUCAACUCUUUGGUUGGUUUCUGCAGCAAGCUUUCCAUUCCAAGUACCAAGUUUCCCACUCUCUCUCUCUCUGGUCGCUUCGUUCCCUGUGAACUUUCUUUCUCCCCUCUCUUCUAUUGCGACGUACAGCUCUUUGUGGUUUGGAUCGCAUGUACUUCAGUCCAAGCCUUAGAAGCAGAGGAAGAGAUGGAAUCCGAAGGAGGAGAAACAUGUCCUACGCCUCUGAUUCCUUCUUCUUCUUCUUCUUCUUCUUCUUCUGCUGUUUCAUCUGAGGAGAGUAGGAACAAAGCGGAGGUGAAGUUGACGGGAAAGUUGGAGCAAGAAGAAGAAGUAAACCAAAGCAAAGGUGAUGAUGGCGCUGCUGCUGCUGCAAAUGACGAUGACGAAGGUUACCACACGCCGACAUCUCCAAGACAUAGAAUUCCGGUGCCACUCGAGUGCCCGCCGGCCCCAAGGAAGCCUUCUUCCAUGCUGUGCUCGAAGCGGAAGGUGAAGAGCAGUCGAACUCAGGGCCAAGCGGGUGGUGGCCUCGGCGACUUGAGCCUGCAGGUGUUCGAGGAAAUUGCUCCGGUGGCUAAGAAGGCUAGAGGAGACGCUGCCACCACAGAGCGAUGAUGAUGCUAUGUUACAUAUCCAAGAUAUAUAUAUAUAUAUACAUACAAGAUGAACCCUACAAGCAUCUUUUUUCCUCUCUUUUCUUUCUUGGAUUAGAUUUCUGGAUGAUGAACAAGGAUCAUUCAAUUCUCUUCUACUC
This is a messenger RNA of Musa acuminata subsp. malaccensis (wild Malaysian banana), 849 nucleotides long. NCBI's taxonomy places the organism in Eukaryota, Viridiplantae, Streptophyta, Magnoliopsida, Zingiberales, Musaceae. The record is from RefSeq and is a predicted model, not a curated record.